UAGUAGAAUAGGGUCUGGUCCCUCUGUCGGAGCGUGGCUCGCCCGGACUGUGUCAGGACGUCAGGAAGGUUUUUAUGUGCAUGCGAUCUCCGCGAUCGGGUAUUAAAUAAACGUUGUUUUGCAUUGCCGAUUGCCAUAAAACUCAUUAUUCCGAGGAGAUAAAUUAAUUGCGAGGGUAAGUGCAAUAGGCAGGUUCAUUUGGGAGAGCAGAAAAACAAAACAAAACGGCCUCAAGUGCAGCUGCUUGACGAUCCUAGAAGGGCACGGAAAGGACCCAGAUCCACUUCUCCAGUCGUAAUGUUAGAUCAGAUAACCUGGGAGCGGAGUGUGUUGUGCUCGUGUAUUGUUUAAAUCUCAUCGUGCUGGCGAAAGGAUCUUUCCUAAGACGAGCUCGUCCUUAGCCUGACUCUUGUUAGCAGAUUUUCCCAGGUCCCGAGAGCUCAACAAUCACACGUUUGGUUGUAUAAGUCAGUAGUGUUUGCAUGCGGAAGUUACUAACGUAGGGCACGUUAACGUUCAGCUAGGAGACUGAGGGAAGUUUACCAGCUGCUGCCUACUUCUGGUUUACUCUUUAAUCAGACUCACCCCAGAGCUUCGGGCAGAAGGAAAAGGGGAAAAGGACGCAGUGUUGGGGUUUGGUACUGAGGGUGUUUUAGCUUCCUAUCAGCUACGAUGCUGCCCGAGAAAGUUCCUGUGGAAGAGACGCUGCACGCGCCUGAGGAACUGAAGAAACAAGCGCACGUCUGCAGCUUCGGCAAAUACACCGAGCUCUACAACAAAUCAGUCGAUACUCCAGAGGAGUUUUGGAGAGAUGUGGCCAAAGAUUUUUUCUGGAAGUCCAAACAGACGGGCAAGUUCCUAGACUACAACUUCGACGUGACCCAUGGAGAAAUUUACAUCAAGUGCAUGGAAGGAGCCACCACAAACAUCUGCUACAACGUCCUGGACCGCAAUGUUUAUGAGAGGAAGCUGGGAGACAAAGUGGCUUUUUACUGGGAGGGAAAUGAGCCUGGAGAUGAGAAGAUGGUGACCUACAAAGAGCUACUACACCAAGUGUGCAAGUUUGCCAACGUUCUUAAGUCACAAGGAGUGAAGAAGGGUGAUCGUGUUUCCAUCUAUAUGCCUAUGGUAAUUGAACUGGUGGUGGCCAUGUUGGCUUGUGCCCGAAUCGGAGCUGUGCAUUCGAUUGUGUUUGCAGGCUUUUCAUCUGAAUCGCUCAGUGAAAGAAUAAUGGAUUCUCAGUGUUGUCUGCUGAUUACAUCUGAUGGCUUUUACAGAGGGGAUAAGCUUAUAAAUCUUAAGGUUAUUGCUGAGGAAGCGCUGCAAAAAUGUCGAGCCAAGUCUUUUCCUGUAGAUCGUUGCAUUGUACUGAAACACUUAUCAAAGGAGGAACCAGAGGCCUCGUCACCAGGCUCCAUGUCGCCCCCAGCAAAGCGCUUAUGCCCUGACCUGCAGCAGAAGAAGCAGAAAGAAAAAGUAAGGAAGGUUCGUCCGAUCCCCAAGGUGCCCUGGAACCCAGAAGUGGAUGUAUGCUGGCACACUCUGAUGGAUGAAGCAUCGGAUGAGUGUGAGCCAGUGUGGUGUGACUCUGAGGACCCUCUCUUUAUCCUUUACACCAGCGGUUCCACUGGCAAACCAAAGGGUGUGCUGCACACUGUCAGUGGCUACAUGCUUUACACUGCCCUAACAUUUAAGAUGGUGUUUGACUACCAUGCUGAUGAUAUUUACUGGUGCACAGCAGACAUAGGCUGGAUUACAGGUCACUCCUACAUCACCUACGGUCCAUUGGCUAAUGGGGCCACCAGUGUCCUGUUUGAAGGCCUGCCCACUUAUCCUGAUGUUAGCAGAAUGUGGGAGAUCGUGGAUAAAUACAACGUCUCCAAGUUUUACACAGCACCCACAGCCAUCAGACUCCUCAUGAAGUACGGCAGCGAGCCAGUCCACAAGUAUAAGCGGAGCUCUUUGAAAAUCUUGGGUACAGUGGGGGAACCUAUUAAUCCUGAAGCUUGGCUGUGGUACUACACUGUAGUUGGGGAAAAGAGAUGCCCCAUUGUGGACACCUUCUGGCAGACUGAGACAGGAGGACAUGUGUUAACACCUCUUCCAGCAGCCACUCCGCUCAAACCAGGAUCUGCAACGUUUCCUUUUUUUGGGGUUGUUCCUGCCAUACUGAAUGAGUCAGGAGAGGAACUAGAGGGACCAAAUGAAGGUUACCUGGUAUUUAAACAGCCCUGGCCUGGGAUGAUGAGGACCGUGUACAGGAACCACCAGCGAUUUGAGACUACCUACUUUAAAAAAUUUCCUGGCUACUAUGUAACUGGAGAUGGUUGCCGCAGGGAUAAAGAUGGGUACUACUGGAUCACAGGCAGGAUUGAUGACAUGCUGAAUGUUUCUGGUCAUUUGCUAAGCACUUCAGAGGUGGAAUCUGCACUGGUGGAGCACGAGGCAGUUGCUGAGGCAGCUGUAGUAGGAACACCACACCCUGUUAAAGGAGAAAGCCUAUACUGCUUUGUUACUCUCAAUGAUGGCAUCAACUAUACUGCCACCCUGGAGGCUGAGCUCAAGAAGCUGGUGAGGGAGAAGAUUGGUGCUAUAGCUACGCCUGACUACAUACAGAAUGCUCCUGGGCUUCCCAAAACCAGAUCAGGUAAAAUAAUGCGGCGUUUGCUACGGAAGAUUGCAUCUAACCAGAAGGAUUUAGGAGACGUGUCUACUUUAGCAGACAGUACAGUUAUUGAUCAGCUGUUUGAGCAUCGUUGCUGUACUACUGUCUGAACAUUAGGAGACUCCAUUAAAACUUUCACUUCAGGGCAGAUAGGUUACAUGAAUGUAUAGCAAUCUUAAUGGAAGGUAACCAGAGAUAAUGAUGUAUGAAAUAUACUGCAAUUUUUCAAACUCUAUGAACCGAAAAGAGAAUUUUUACUGGACUCGUUUGUAUAUUAGUUUUUUUGUUUGUUUUUUUUUUUUGUUUUUUUUGUGAUAACCAUUUUCCCUCUUUUGAUUUUAUUUGCCAGUUAAAUGUCUGAUUACACUUUUUUCCCAAAUACUUCAGGCACAUAUUAUAAUUAAGUACUUUUUGUAUUUAAUGUACUCGAUCAUAGCUUGUUUUUAUAUGCCAGAAAUUAUUUUCAUGUGCCAAUGUUGAACUGAUGUGUGAUCCCAAGAAGAUUCUGAAUUUCAUGUUGUAUCAGGUGGUUUUACAAUUAGAGCCAACAGUCUCUUUUUAUGUAAGACUAAUGUACCAAAUGUUAAUAUCAUACCUCUAACUUUAGCUGUUAUCAGAAUUUAACAAUCCUGACACUUAGUGUAUCUUUACUUGAGGUUAUAAUCAUUACCAUUAGGUACUAAAAUCCCCUAUACCGCAUUAAAACUGUAUCAAUAUUUGCAGUGAUCUAAAUGUUCUACCAUAAUCUUUUAAUUUUGUGUCUAAAAGUUGUAGGACCUGAUUCUCAUUAAACUGGAUCGUUAAUAUUUCAUAUCAAAAUGCUGAUUCAGUAAUCUUUAAGAACUUGAUCAUUUAUUAGUGUUUGUUGCUGGAAUGGCGGUCUCUAUAAACCAUUCGGCAUUUCUGUAAAUGCUUUUUUCCCGCCUACAUGAGGAAACUGUUGUCAUAUCAGAGUAGUAUCUUGGAUAUGAUGCCAAUUUGUAAAUUUGCCAGAAAGUUAAAUACACACCAGGUGUAGACAGUGAGGUUAUGAGGUGCUUUGGAUAUACUGUCAAAUACCUCAAACUCGAUCCACAUUUUCAAGCUUAACCUGAAAUUAUUACAUUUUUAAAUGAAAGCAGGUUUUGGUAAUUGUUUUGCUACAUUUCUUCUUAUCUUUAUUUAGCUCAGGAUUAGUUAUUGUGACUAGUUUUAAGAAUGCUAUUCCACAGAGGGUCCGAUAUUUGCUGUGUCUCAUACCAGGAAAAAAAUAUUUAAUGUUCUUUUAUCUGGUGGUUGUCUAUAUUCACCCUUUCUAUGCUCGGCAUUAUGUUGUAAUCAACAUAUUUGGGCAGUUAAACCAGUGUGAGUGAAAUAAAAUACAGAUUGAGUAACA
Molecule: messenger RNA, 4040 nt
Organism: Silurus meridionalis
Lineage: Eukaryota; Metazoa; Chordata; Actinopteri; Siluriformes; Siluridae
Gene: acss2
Product: acyl-CoA synthetase short chain family member 2
Exons: 19
Coding region: 673-2775 (700 amino acids)
Biological process (GO): acetyl-CoA biosynthetic process
Cellular component (GO): cytoplasm
Molecular function (GO): acetyl-CoA synthetase activity
Source: RefSeq, a predicted model, not a curated record